This is a messenger RNA of Pseudogymnoascus destructans, 3375 nucleotides long. RefSeq lists its product as uncharacterized. The transcript is spliced from 3 exons. The record is from RefSeq and is a predicted model, not a curated record. Lineage: Eukaryota; Fungi; Ascomycota; Leotiomycetes; Thelebolales; Thelebolaceae. Bases 446 to 3205 code for a protein of 919 amino acids.
GGGCAAGCUCCGACCUGGUCGUGGAGUCAAAUUAACGCUGGACUUCCUUCCUACUACUGCGCGCAUUUCCUGCAUCAUUAUCGACCAUCCUCUCCCUGACGUCCCUUACCUCCUGAUUAUAUUUUACCAUUCUCAAUUCGGUCGCGGAAUCGAAAGCGGGAACCAACAUCUCCGAGACAUUCACGGCCUUCAGUCGCGCGCUGUGGUCGCCUUGUUACCCGUCCCGAAAGUUAACGCAUAAUGCGCUCGGGCGUUUAGAACUCUCUUUUGACCGACUUCGCUCACCUGCGCCCUUGUUAGGUCUGGUAGGAUAUACAGGGUUCUAACGAAUAGGCGACACACUGCAGACUGCAGAUGCAGUGAACCGACCAACUGAGAUUACAGCGGGAGCAAAGGGAUAACCGUUGACGCCAAACGAACCACCCAGUGCCACCAACUAGCCAAUAUGGCUCCUCCCUCCACCCCCCCUCCCAUUCCGGAGCGUACAAGGUACGAAGGAAAAUACGAAGGCCGAAGAGGAUCGCUUCCUCCUCUGUCAUUAAAGCUUCGCGCGACAGACGGGAAUCGAUUGCAUGUCCACCCUGCUUCCCCUGAGGUCAUCUCGAGCCUUAUUACGUCGCUGUCGAUCAUCUCGUCACCCGCAAACCGACUAUUCGAACUCCCAGGCGUCGCGCACUCUCUACCUAAUUCUCCAUAUGCGACACAAACCACCUUCGACCCUAUCGAUCGCUUGCUCCAGAAUGAGUCGAGCCAGGGCGGCAGUUUUGGUAUCGAUUAUGGCGCAUACAACCAGUCGUCUCACAACUAUUCAAUGAAUGAGCUGCCUUUGGAUGAAAUGUCUGCGACCGCACCAGUUAUCAGAACCGCCAAGCCUCCGUCUGGGUUCUCGGCGUUGACAGCUCUAAAAUCACCUAAACCCGACGGAACACCGAUUAGGAACUUGUUGAGGAGCUCAAGACCGACGUCGAGGGAAUCUAGCGGAGACGACGCUCUGAGCAUUGGAAGCGUGUCGAUAGAGCCCGGCUCGCUUCCACGAGACCUGAGGAGGAGGCGCUCCUCGGAUAGCUGGGAUAAGAAGCAAGGGAGACAUAACAAGGGAUUACUCUACAUGAGCUCCAAAGAACGGAUGCGCGAGUCUGAGAGAAAGCGCUCAUCAUCCAGUACCACGAGAGGUUCGGGAGUAGAACGUCUUCCAAAGCAAGAGUUUGAUACGAAAUCAUUCAUGUCUGAAGCACCAAUAACGGAAGAGCCGGUUGUUGAACAACCGGAAUAUCUCUGGAAUGACUCCGCCGCACCGAGUCAGUUAAUUGGGCCAGAUAGCUCUAUGAAUGGGACCAGCAAUGGCGGGAUCGGAUCAGGGCGGUACAUCCCCACGCGGGACUCGUCAUUGCGGAAUAAGAAGCGUACACCCCACAGCGGUAGAAGCUCAAGGCAACCGGCUCCAGAGCUUGCUGAUGGUACCAUCAAGGAGGUCGACGAACACUUAAGUCCAGUUAUAGACAAGGGUGCCGAGAAGUUUGGCAAGUCGGAAGCCAGCUUGACAGUGCAGAAACCCAGAGAGCAAUCGGCAAUCCCACCGCCAACCUCCCAGAAACCAAGAACAGACGGCGAACCAGAAAAGAGUCUGUAUGCCAACCAGGCGAGGGGCCAGUCAGUCAAAGACGACGGAGCACCAUCGCCAAAUGUUACCCAGCGUACAUCUCGCGAUAAGUCCGAGCAAGCGCAGAAUAAAGCAAAGAAAUCUAGUGGAAGGCUAACGCCAGAUCCAUUUGAGAGGCUUGCAGGGAGACGAGACUCGAAGCGGGAGUCUGGCAAGGGCAGACGUUUGUCGGGUUACCAGAGUGGCGCAGAGGGCGACAAUAAGAAUCGCAGAACAUCAUCAACGCCGUCAAAGAAGGAUAUACAGGCGGGUGAUGGUAAGGCCAAUCGCACGAGCACAGAUGCUCGGCCAACGAGUGCAGAUUCUAUCGAUGACGCAGUAGAUGCCUAUCUGUGCUCUCCACGAUUAUCACACAAGAUUACGCAUCCACAAACUGGACGAGUCAUUUCGUUCUCCGAGGUUGGAGACCUAGAAGGAUUCGCUGUGUUUUGCUGCGUCGGAAUGGGAUUGACGAGAUAUAUCACCGCCUUCUACGAUGAGCUUGCUCUCACGUUGAAGUUGCGUUUGAUUACCCCUGAUAGACCCGGUGUUGGUGAGAGUGAGCCUUAUACGGACGGAACUGCCACACCGCUUAGCUGGCCUGAUGAUGUAUACGCCAUCUGCCAGACUCUUAAAAUCACUAAAUUCUCCAUCCUGGCUCACUCCGCUGGUGCCAUCUACGCCCUUGCCACCGCUCUUCGCAUGCCACAGCACAUCCGGGGCCGCAUCCACCUCCUCGCACCCUGGAUUCCUCCGUCCCAGCUGAACGUUUUCGGCGGGCAACAGGUCAUGCCUCCAGCCAACUCCAUCCCAACAUCACAGCGCAUUCUCCGUGCCCUCCCCACGCCAAUCCUCAAAGCUGCAAACUCAUCAUUCAUGUCCGCCACAAGCAGCUCCAUCACCUCAAGCCUACCAAAGCAGAAGCGCGGGAAACGCAAGUCCACCACCGCUAAAGACGCGCCUACCAUUAUUAGGCUAGACGACGUUGUUGUUGGUCCCGGUGAUAAGGAGAAUGUUGGCCCACACACAGACAAAUAUGGCCCCGUGAAGUCCGGACAGGCGCCACCUCUUCCUCGCGCUGCCAAUAACCCUCCUGACCUAAGCAGCGAGGCUGCGAUCCUGGCGGCUGCCGCUAUGUCGGCGUCGAGCAAGGAGAGGCAGACUACCUACGACACGCGCGUGACGCAUGCCAUUUGGGAUCUGGCUACCAGCGGGGCCAAUCCCGCGGUGGACUUGUUGGUGUGUUUGGAGAGGAGACAUACGAUUGGGUUCCGAUACGUGGACAUUACGCGGGCCGUGGUGAUUCACCACGGCAGCAAGGACACGCGCGUUCCGGUUGAGAAUGUGAAGUGGCUCGGGAAGAUGAUGAGGAGGUGCGAGGUGAGGAUACUGGAGGGAGAGGGCCAUGGGCUCAUGGCUAGUGCACAGGUUAUGGGGGGGGUGCUUAUGGAGAUCGCGGGGGAGUGGGAUGAUUGGAUGAAAGUCGUUGAGCGUAAGGGGGGGAAUAAGGGAGAGGAGGCUGGACGGAGGCUGAGGGAGAGUCGGAGUGUUAGUGCCUUCCGGUAGAGGGGUUAAUAGGAUGUCAUACUUUUUGGAUACGAUGGAUGAUGGGAGGUCAGAUUGAUGGUUAUCUCCUGACCUGGUCAGGGCAUGUAGGUUUGUCACAAACCGAGGAGAGGAUAUAAGUCAGCUAUAGUCGUAUAAUGACACGGUACAAAAAGUUGUCGUCUUACAGU